Messenger RNA from Pterocles gutturalis (yellow-throated sandgrouse), 539 nucleotides. Its product is annotated as nicotinamide mononucleotide adenylyltransferase 3-like. The record is from RefSeq and is a predicted model, not a curated record. Gene Ontology annotation, cellular component: mitochondrion. The transcript has 4 exons. Gene Ontology annotation, molecular function: nicotinamide-nucleotide adenylyltransferase activity; nicotinate-nucleotide adenylyltransferase activity. Gene Ontology annotation, biological process: NAD+ biosynthetic process. NCBI's taxonomy places the organism in Eukaryota, Metazoa, Chordata, Aves, Pterocliformes, Pteroclidae. The annotation marks the transcript as partial.
AUGACGAGCAGGAUACCUCUCAUUCUUCUAGCUUGCGGCUCCUUUAACCCCAUCACAAACAUGCACAUGCGUUUGUUUGAGCUGGCUAGAGACCACCUGCACCAAACAGGGAAGUAUCAGGUGAUUGAAGGCAUAGUGUCUCCUGUUAAUGAUGACUAUGGAAAGAAAGGCUUGGUUUCAGCAAGGCACCGGGUAGCAAUGGCUAAACUAGCGCUGGAGUCAUCUGACUGGAUUCGAGUUGAUCCAUGGGAGAGUGAGCAGGAGACAUGGACAGAGACAGUAAAAGUAUUAAGGCACCAUUACAAUGAAUCACUCAGAUUGCUCCAGUCCAAGAAGGAAUUCAUGAGAAACAAACGGCCCAUAGAAAGAUCUACAGAGGAUUCCCUUUCUUAUCAGCACUCAGGUUUUGCAAAGCAUAAAAUGGAUGAAGUAUAUGGAUACCACACUAGUGAUGCUGACGCAUUGGUGUUUACUGCAUUUCUGGACAGAAAAGCCUCUGUUGACAUUAGAAGUAUGGCAGGUUCUGGAAACACUGUCAG